GCGUCAUUCAUUCUCCGUCCCACUCCCUCGCUCACACCAUGACUCCGCCGCCGCCGCGCCUCCUAGUCGCGCUCCUUCUGGCAAUCCUCGUCGGCGCCGUCUCAGCCCAUGGGCGCCUCCUCCCAGCCUCCGACGGCCUCCAGCGGACCGCCGCCGCGCUCCGCCUACCGUCCGAGUCGGAGGGGUGCGAGAUGACGUACGGGUUCCUGCCGUGCACGGAGACGGCGGGUGGGAACCUCUUCCUCGCCGUCGCGUACGGCUUCCUCAUGUUCAAGUCCGCCACCUACCUCUCCGCCGGCAGCGAGCUGCUGCUCGAGAUCCUCGGGCCGGGCAUCGUCGGCGGCCUCUUCCUCCCCAUCCUCGGCGCGCUCCCCGACGCCUUGCUAAUCCUCGUUUCUGGCCUCUCUGGCUCCAAGGAGGUUGCUCAAAGUCAGGUUUUGAUCGGAAUGGGCCUGCUUGCGGGCUCCACAGUCAUGCUUUUAACCAUACUCUGGGGAUCUUGUGUUGUUGUUGGUAAAUGUGAUCUGUCCGAGAAUUCAACUACUGUUGAUUCCCAAGAUACCAAAGCCUUCAGUCUUUUUGGCUCUGGUGUUUCCACUGAUCUUCAGACCAGCUAUGCAGCGAGAAUCAUGGCGAUAUCUGUUCUUCCCUUUAUAGUUGUUCAGAUACCGUCCAUUCUGAAGCUCCAAUCUGGUCAUCGGUUAACUCUACUGCUCGGGCUUAUAGUUGCAGUGUUACUUUUGCUCACGUACUGUCUAUAUCAGAUCUUUCAGCCAUGGAUCCAGAGGAGAAAAUUAGAAUACUCAAGACUGAAGCAUGUAAUGUCGGGACUUCUGAAACAUGCUCAGAUGCAUACUUUUGGUCGCCUUAUUGAUGAUGAUGGCAGGCCAAAUGUUUCUGUCAUAGAGAAGUUAUUUCACAAAAUUGAUCUGGACAAUGAUGGAAGCAUAGAGCGUGGUGAACUACAAGCUUUCAUCGUUGGCGUCAAUUUUGAAGAUAUUGACUUGGAUAGUAACCUCGCUGCAGAUCAAGUCAUGGCUGACUUCGAUAGAUCUCAUAAUAAUUUCAUUGAAAAGGGGGAAUUUAUUGAUGGUGUCCUUAGAUGGCUGGAAGAAGCUAAGCGUGCAGUUGCUUCUUCUGGUGUCUACUCAAAAAAGUUUAUGGAUGAUUUUCACACUACAACAAGGGACGAGCAUACUGCGCUGCUUGACAAGGACGAAGAGGAUGGUGAAUCUAUUGAAAAUCCUACCUGGACCUGCUUUAAGGCCAUUGCUCUUUUGCUUCUCGGAACUGCAAUGGCAGCAGCAUUUGCAGAUCCACUUGUUGAUGCUGUCCACAACUUUUCAAGUGCAACGAAUAUACCUUCUUUUUUCAUUUCCUUCAUUGCGAUGCCCUUGGCUACCAAUUCCAGUGAGGCUGUCUCAGCAAUUAUCUUUGCCAGCCGAAAGAAGCAACGUACUUUGUCUCUAACAUUCUCUGAGGUGUACGGUGGAGUGACUAUGAACAACACACUCUGCCUUGCCGUGUUCUUGUCUCUCGUUUACAUCAGGGGCUUAACCUGGGACUUCUCAUCGGAGGUCCUGGUGAUAUUCCUGGUGUGCAUCAUUAUGGGCCUCUUCACCAGCUUCCGGACAACGUUCCCGCUGUGGAUGUGCUUUGUCGCCUUCCUUCUGUACCCAUUAUCGCUGAUCCUGGUCUACGUCCUCGACUACAAGUUUGGCUGGUCGUAGACCUGACCUGGAUAGCGAUUAGUUGAUAUGUGUGUGUUAUAGAGGAGAGAAAUGUAGGCAUGGGCCACUUUUCUUCUGUUGUAAACCUCAUCUGGUAGGCUGGUACGGUGUUCAGCUGGGGUGGAUGCAGUGCAGACUACAGCUUUGACAUCCUGCAUACUUUGGACAGUCACUAAUAAGCUAAGAUGAACUCUGUAGUCAAAACGGUUCAGUUUUAAAAUACCUGGACCAUGGGAUGAUCUAAGAUGGGUUGCGUGUUCAUGUUUGCAA
Molecule: messenger RNA, 2000 nt
Organism: Lolium rigidum
Lineage: Eukaryota; Viridiplantae; Streptophyta; Magnoliopsida; Poales; Poaceae
Product: sodium/calcium exchanger NCL2-like
Exons: 7
Coding region: 39-1730 (563 amino acids)
Biological process (GO): calcium ion transmembrane transport; intracellular calcium ion homeostasis
Cellular component (GO): membrane
Molecular function (GO): calcium:proton antiporter activity; calcium ion binding
Source: RefSeq, a predicted model, not a curated record